Ochotona curzoniae (black-lipped pika) is the source of this 999-nucleotide messenger RNA. It is a transcript of the gene UPP2, whose product is annotated as uridine phosphorylase 2. Gene Ontology annotation, cellular component: cytosol; cytoplasm. NCBI's taxonomy places the organism in Eukaryota, Metazoa, Chordata, Mammalia, Lagomorpha, Ochotonidae. The record is from RefSeq and is a predicted model, not a curated record. Gene Ontology annotation, molecular function: uridine phosphorylase activity. Gene Ontology annotation, biological process: nucleotide catabolic process; uridine catabolic process.
AUGGCUUCAAUUUUACCUGCUUCCAAUAGAUCCAUGAGAUCUAAUAGGAAUACUUACAUGGGAAAAAGUUUUGUUUGUGUUAAAAAUCCUUACCUAGUGUCCAUGGAUGAAGAUAUUCUCUAUCACUUGGACCUAGGAACAAAAUCACACAACCUGCCAGCAAUGUUUGCAGAUGUAAAGUGCAUUUUUGCUUUGUUAGGAAUAAGACAAAUGACCAUUUUGGUUCAGACAUUAAAUUGCUUUUGUAUUGGUGGAAGCCCCAACAGAAUGAAGGCAUUUGCACUGUUGAUGCAGCAGGAGCUUGGGUUGGAGGCAAGUGGAGAAGACGUGAAGGCCAUCUGUGCUGGGACAGACAGGUACUGCAUGUAUAAAGCCAGGCCUGUGCUCUCCAUCAGUCAUGGCAUGGGCAUCCCCUCUAUUUCCAUUAUGCUUCAUGAACGCAUCAAACUACUACACCAUGCACGGUGCUGUGAUGUUACCAUCAUUAGAAUCGGUACCUCAGGGGGUGCAGGGAUUAUGCCAGGCUCUGUUGUGAUAACAGACACUGCUGUGGACUCCUUCUUUAAGCCCCGAUUUGAACAGAUAGUUUUGGACAAGCUCGAUUGUACUGAACUUGACAAAGAACUAGUUGAAGAACUGUUCAACUGUAGCAAAGAAAUUCCCAACUUCCCAACCCUCACCGGGCACACAAUGUACACCUAUGAUUUUUAUGAGGGUCAAGGACGACUGGAUGGAGCACUGUGCUCCUUCUCCAGAGAAAAGAAGUUCGACUACUUGAAGAGAGCCUAUAAAGGUGGCGUUAGUAGCAUUGAAAUGGAAUCUACAGUGUUUGUAGCCAUGUGUGGCCACUGUGGGCUGAAAGCUGCUGUUGUGUGUAUGACGCUCCUUGACAGAUUGGACAGUGACCAGAUCAACUUGCCCCAUGACGUUCUGGUAGAGUACCAGCGACACCUUCAACUUCUCAUCUGCACAUUCGUUGAACAAUGGCUUGGACUAUGA